Caenorhabditis sp. 36 PRJEB53466 is the source of this 545-nucleotide messenger RNA. Lineage: Eukaryota; Metazoa; Nematoda; Chromadorea; Rhabditida; Rhabditidae. The record is from the annotation of a GenBank genome assembly.
AUGGCCAAACAAAUGGGAGCCACGGAUGCGUUCAAUGCGAUUGUUCAGAAGAUUGACGAGGCUUUGAUUCAAGCGGAAUCCCAUUUCCGCGGAUUGUGCCCCGACACCGAAUCAACGAAAGUCAGCAGUGCUCCGGACACCACCGUCCUCCACAUUCCGUCAGUUAGCCCCUCUUCUCAGUUCCGAACUCUAUCGUUUUCAGCCAAUCAGAGCGCUCUUGUUCUCCGAUCGCUCCCCGUGCUCCGCCAUCGUCCGCUUUCUUCGCCCCCAGCAGCAGAUCCUCUUCCGGCUCUUCGGUGCAUCUGAACGUCAAAAGCAAGUCGUACGUGACUCUCGACAAGAAGAAGGCCGUUGUGAUGACGUCGUUCAAGUCGAACGUGCCGAUCGCCGACGCGGAAGUUAACAAGGUUCAGAAGCUGUGAGUUCAAAUGAGAACUGCGACGAUUACGCAGAUGGAAACUUUCAGGAUCGAGAAUCUGUUCGGCAAGAAGACGUCCUCCACGUCGUCCAUUUCGACGUCGUCCGCUUCGUCCGUCCAGUUCUAG